Suillus plorans is the source of this 1369-nucleotide messenger RNA. RefSeq lists its product as uncharacterized. Bases 14 to 1246 code for a protein of 410 amino acids. Lineage: Eukaryota; Fungi; Basidiomycota; Agaricomycetes; Boletales; Suillaceae. The record is from RefSeq and is a predicted model, not a curated record. The transcript has 4 exons.
ACCUUGAUCCACCAUGUCGUCGGAAAGUACUAUCGCAGUGACAGCCAUCUGGACAGACGAUCAAAACACAAUUAAAGGCGACCUCCUAGGCUCAAGCAACACGGUGGCAAUGGCUGUGGGAAUUUUGGGAAAUCACAUCAGCAAACAUAUGACCAAAGUAUACGGCCUCGACCCUCCAUUGAACCCACUCGCUAUGCGAGCGAAGUACUUUCCAGAUGUUAAGCCUUCAGAUAUGCUCAACGUCUGCCGCCCCAAUGGUUUAACAGCAAUAUUCAGUCCUAAUGUCGAGACGACUCGUCGUAUCAAGACCCAAUUAGCCCAAAAGGCACAGGCAAAUCAGAUAUCCGUGGAAACCAAUACAGCGUUGGCCACUAAUACCGCCACAACCUCUCAGUCAAGCACACAAGCAGCCCCAUCUCGCAGAUCCAGGAGAUCUAAGAAACGAAAUGCCGCAUCGGCGGCCAAUCCUGUGUCGACAGCGAAUCCCGCAUCGACGUCCAAUCUCCCUCAGGUGACCAUGGACGACCAGCUCAAGGCGAUGCUAGCCUCGAUGCAAAGCGAGAUUGCGGAGAUGCGGGGAAAGAAUGAGAGGAUUCUCAACGAGAACGAGAGCAUUCGCAACAAGAACGACAGGAUUCUCAAUGAGAACGGGAGGAUUCUCAAUGAGAACGAGAGGAUUCUCGAUGAGAACGGGAGCAUGCGAAAUGAGAUCGAGACCAUUCGCAAUGAGAACGAGACCAUGCGAAAUGAGAUCGAGACCAUUCACAAUGAGAACGAGAAGAUUCUCAACGAAAAUGAGAGCAUUAACAAUGAUCUUGCAAGUGUUCGCAAUGAUCUAAAUGCGGCGAGAGUCAAACAUAGCCAGGACGUUGAAGCACUUAAAGAAGUCACCAUGUUAUUGAUCCCUUUGCAUCUUCGCGUCCUACUCGACCUUGCGCGCAAAAAGGUUUUGGAGCACCUCGGCCACGAGACCUGGGAAGACCUUCGCGCUUCCCGCAGUGUCUAUCAACUUGCAGAUACCAUCUGCAAUGAUCUCAAACGAAAGGGUGUAUCAUAUCCCCCAUCAUCCGAGUCCAUCUUUUUCUUAUGUUCAUAUAAUAACAUCAGGAGGGCAGGAAAUACAGCUGCUCACAGCGCAAAGGAGGACGACAUCAGACAUGCAGUGUUAACGCAGUCGCUGGAGUCCCGUGACCGAAGAUGCUUGGAAAGUUUAUUUGCAUAUGCGUACAACGGGGUGCCAGUCUAGCAGUGAUCAUGACAUUUACUAUACCACCAAUAUUUGUAUACAUGGCUUCAACUCAAAUGCACUUUGCUACGACUUCAGUGAUGAUUUCAUGCACGUACAAAUGUCGUUGAUAGCAGUGUCCGG